Chlamydomonas reinhardtii is the source of this 3232-nucleotide messenger RNA. RefSeq lists its product as uncharacterized. Gene Ontology annotation, biological process: regulation of mitochondrial mRNA stability; mitochondrial RNA processing; chloroplast rRNA processing. Bases 273 to 2597 code for a protein of 774 amino acids. Gene Ontology annotation, molecular function: RNA binding. Gene Ontology annotation, cellular component: mitochondrial matrix; ribonucleoprotein granule. The record is from RefSeq and is a predicted model, not a curated record. Lineage: Eukaryota; Viridiplantae; Chlorophyta; Chlorophyceae; Chlamydomonadales; Chlamydomonadaceae. The transcript is spliced from 2 exons.
CGGAUACAUCAACCACACGCACUACACACGCGCACUUCACCUGAUCGGCGACGCCCUUUCCCUGAAGUUGCACUACAGUGCAGCUGACCUUUCGUUCCCUCUCGCUCGUUCGCGCCCUGUAAUGUCCAUGACAUACGCCUAGCUGUUCUUACUACAUCCUUUAGGAGCGGUCUUCCUUUUGAAGACUGACAGCCGGUGCCGAGAUGCUCACCAUGCGCACCCGCCUCUUCGGCAAUACUCGCAAUAGCCAUGGGUGCUUCACAGUCUCACAUAUGCUAGCUGUCAGCAAGGGACCGCGGCCGGCGGGCGCGCUGCUGCCCAAGACGGCCGGCCCCAGCAGCUCGGUCCCCAGGCCCUCCCAACGGGCCGGCUCGGCGGUAGCAGUGCUCGGCGGCGGUAGCGAGCUCUUCCUCGUCCCCGUCGCUUCUCGGCAGCUGGUGCAGGCGGCUGCUGCCGGGGGCGGCGCAGCGGGUGGCGAGGGUGGCUGGGGUCGCAGCGGCGGGCUAGGAGGCGGGCAUGCCGGGCGUGACAGCAGCGGCCGGGGCCGGGGCCGGGGCCAGGGCCAGGACUCCACCCCCAAUGACGGAACGCUGGAGGAGCUGCAAGCGGCCGUGACUGACCAGCUGCCGGGCUGGGUGGAGCGGCAUGACACAGCCGCCAUCAGCAACGCAUUCCGGAAGGCAGUGCAGCUUCGCUCGGGCGACGGAGGCGCCGCCACGGCAGCACGUAUCCGCUCCGGCAUCAUUGCAGGUCUUGCGGCCGGCUACCUGCGGCUCGUGCCGCGCAUUCGGAAGGCAAUUGAAUGCCGCAUACCGCUGUGGGCUAUGGCCAAAGCUGGGAUCAGCGGCAAGGGCAAGGAGGCAGAGCUAACAGCGGCGCUGCUGCAGCGGCUGGUGACGGAUUCGCGGCUGCUGGGGGCGGCAACUCCCAUGGACCUUUGUCUUGUGCUUUACGCGCUGGGCAAGCUGCGAGAGGAUUGGCAGCAUACCGGGGAAGGGUGGCAGCCAUGCGUCCGGUUGCUGGCGGAAGCGAUGAAAGGCAGGCUCGCAGCGGCAGUCGGGCACGGCUUCAACGCGCAGGACGUGUCCAACGCCCUGUGGGCGUGCGCCAAGCUGGGGUAUGCGGACGCGGACCUGCUGCAGCGUCUGGCGGAGGCGGGCGCGGCAGUGGCAAAGACUAUGAUCCCACAGGACCUCAGCAACAUUCUCUGGGCACUCAAAGCCCUGGGGUGCACGGGACCAGCGUACCAGCCGGCGGUUGGGGCGCUGUGCGAGGAGGCGCUGCGGCGGCUUCGGACACCGAAGGAAGCUGAAGCGUUCAGGCCACAGCAUCUGUCCAACAUCCUGCUGGCGCUGGAGGGGCUGCAGCUGGGAGGCAAGCAGGCAGAGCUGCUGGCCGCGGUGGCAACAGAGGACUUGCGGCGGGGGUUCUCCGGGUACAAUGAUCAAGACCUGACCAACUCAGCUUGGGCUCUGGCAAAAAUGGAGUUUGGUGUGGGCCCGGAGGCACCGGAGGAACAGCGGAAGUGGAUAUCAGCCGCGGUCGACGCAGCAAAGCGGCGCGGCCGGGAUGGGGUCAUGGCCGGCGCCACGCCGCAGGCGUGGUCCAACCUGCUGUACGCGCUGGCCUUGGUGCGCCACCAGCCACCGCCUGCACUGCUUGACGCAGGCGCGGCAGCGGCCAUACUGAAAAGUGGCAAUGGCCAGGACUGCGCAUCUGUACUGUACGCGCUGGCGGUGCUGCGGCUGCGCCACGGCGAACUGGAGGCGGCGGUGUGCGGCCGGCUGGGCGCGCUGCUGAAGCGCGACAAGCAGGCAGUGAACCACCAGUGCAUAGCAACCAGCCUUUGGGGCAUUGCGGUGCCCGGGGGCCCACUGUCUGCUGGCAUGCAGCAGCUAGCAGUCGAGGUGGCUCGCGACGCAGCAGGCCGUUGGGAGGAGUUCACGGCAACUGAGGACCUGGCUCAGAUGUGGCAGGCGCAGCAGGAGCUGGGCGGCGAAGUGGCGGCGGCCCUGGGGAGCAACGGCAAGCUGCAGGCGGCUAUGGAUGCGGUGGUGGCCGCGCGGCGGGACAACAGCAAGCCCCUGCCGGAUGACCACAAGCAGCUCCUUGCAGCAUUGCGGCGGCUUGAGCAGCACGGCGGCGGGGCGACGGCAGGAGGCCUUGCACUUGAGUCCGUGCAAACGGGCGUUGUCAUGAGCGGUGUGUUGGCGCCAUUGGAUGCGGUGGUGCGGCUGAGUGACGGGCGGCAGGUGGCGUUGGAGCUGGUUGGGGCAGUACGCUUCCUCUCCAACCGAAGGCGUGACCCUGCCGCUGUGAACGGCAGUACGGCCAUGCGUCAUCGGCACGUACGGCGCGAGUACGGGGAGGGCGGCGUUCUAAUGGUGCCGUACUGGGAGUGGGAGAGCCUCACGAGCCCUGAGGAGCAGGAGGCCUACCUGCUGCGCCGGCUGCAGGCGCUGCUGCUUGCUACGGCUCAGCGGGCAGUGGGAACGCCAACCCGCACCACGGCCGGUGACGCUGCGAGCCCCACCAGCAAGAGCAGCAGCUGUGGCAGCCCCCAGCUGCUUGCGCGGCCGCCACGGCGCGUGCCAUAAUGAUUGAGGGCACCAGCAGCAGCAGCAGCAGCUGCUGCCCCCCAUGCGCGGUUGCCAGACGCUAACGACGAGGAAGUACUUGGUGAAAUAUGGAGCGGGUUUUACUACGGUAAUGGCCAGUGAGUUAGAAGGUUGCAGGUUGGCCGCCGGUUGGACAGGUGCUUUUGAGCGGACAGGUGCUGUCCAACUAAGGUGUGAGCCAGGCGUGCACAUUGUGGAACCCCAAGUGUGGGCCUGCGGUGGAACAGGUUGGCGUGAAGCAUCCGCAGGCGCCAUUCGGAUGUGAGGGCAGCUGCGAGUGCCGCCUGCUGGUAUGUUGUGCACAGGCCUAUCCCUGACGCUGCACAUCGUGUGUAUGUGCCUGUGUGUUUGCUUGUAGGCUGCUUGAUAAGUUCGGUGUGGAACUGCUCUAAGCUGAGCUGCGUGCAAGCGAGGGCGUGACGCGAUGUGCAUGCUUGGACCAGGUUGGGAUGUUGAGGGGUUGGUAGGCAUCGCUCUCCCGUGCAGGCAUCGCUCUAUCUCCCGCGUAUGUAGACUAAGCGUUAGGUUGGCGGCGCGUGGCUACAGGUAGGGUAGGAGGUAGGAAAGUAGGAGUGAGCGGCCACGACGUGUAACGGCUGUAACCUUUCCUUGCA